CUAUAUAAGUCCAGCACAGUACCUGUGGUUCCUCCUUUCGGACCAAGUCGUAGGAGUAACCGCAACUCUACUGGCAAUUACAACGUGAAUGUGCGAGUGUAUAGUGCAACGUUGAGCUUAAACCAAAACCCCCACUCUCCCCUAAAAAUGGACAAGAAUCGACUCAGUCACCAUACACACGUUGAUAAAUAUACCUACUUGGAUGUGUCACGAGCCAGUCCUGAACAACCCGCUCACGCUGAGGUCGUCGAAUCCGAUUUAUUGAAGGCAUACCGCACAUGGCAAGGCCUGAGUACCUACUUUGCGUGA
This is a messenger RNA of Sphaeroforma arctica JP610, 309 nucleotides long. RefSeq lists its product as hypothetical. The annotation marks the transcript as partial. The transcript has a single exon. Lineage: Eukaryota; Ichthyosporea; Ichthyophonida. The record is from RefSeq and is a predicted model, not a curated record.